AUGCUGCUGCACCGCGCGGCACCGGCCGCCGUUCGCCGUCCCGCCAACUCGCCGGCUGCGUCGGAGAGGAAGGUGCAAGGAGGAGGAGGGAGGAGGGGCGCGCCGGAGCCGUGCCCGCGCGCUGCUGUCUCGCCGGCCCUCCUGCGUGCGCGGCUGCGGUGCUUGCCCCCGGCCCCGACCUCUCCCGACGCGGCGGAGCUCGAGGCCGCCGGAGAGGGCCCCCUGCCCGGCGCGCUCGAGGUGGAGAGGCGGAGCUCGAGGCCGAAUCCGGGAGAGGGAGGUGGGAGGGCCGCCGACGGAGCCCGUCCCGCCGCGCCAUUGCGUCCGCGCGUGCAGGCCGCCGGCGAAGCCCGCCCCGCCAUGGCCACCGUGGGGGCGCGCGCGGGCGGGUCCACGGUGCCGCCCUGGUUCCGCCAUGGCCUCCGCCGUCGUCAUUCUCGAGCUCCGCUGGGGACCCGAGGUACCGCCGCCGCCUAG
Molecule: messenger RNA, 477 nt
Organism: Panicum virgatum (switchgrass)
Lineage: Eukaryota; Viridiplantae; Streptophyta; Magnoliopsida; Poales; Poaceae
Product: skin secretory protein xP2-like
Exons: 1
Coding region: 1-477 (158 amino acids)
Source: RefSeq, a predicted model, not a curated record